GUGGUAAAGAAUUAAAAACUAUACGAGGAGUAGUGACAAGAUUUUGCCAUGAUUAUGGGAUGAUAGAUGACAUGAUAAUAUUCACAAAGGAUGCUGUUAAAACAAUUGUGCCGCUGACUGUUGGACAGGAAGUUACUGCCACUGUUGAAGAGGAUAAAACAUCGGGUGGCUUGAAGGCUAUCAGGGUAGAUGCUGCCCAAAAUGCCUGGGGAGACUCCAGUCCUACGGGUGAUGCUUCUGAUCGAAAUAUGAAAACAUUAAUUGGAAACAUUACCUCUGUCUCUAAGGAUGGUGGCUAUAUUAAUUGCUAUACAUUUUUUGCAAUGGAAGAUGUCUGUGAAGGCUUCAAACCUUAUGAAGGUGACUGUGUGCAAGCAAAGUAUUUUAUUAACCCAACAACAUGGAACAGUGAAGCAGUUGCUGUAAAGCCUUUGAGAUACAAGCAAGUAAACAAGGUUCGCAUUUCCAGCAUCUGUGGAAGAAGUGGUACAGUAAAUGAGAGUAUAUUUUUCACUUUGGAUUCAUUGAGACUUCCUGAUGGCUAUUCACCGUGUAAACAUGACCUAGUGAAUGCAGUAGUGGUGGAGAGCAAUCAGUCGUGUUACGUUUGGAGAGCUCUCUGCUUGGUGCCUGUCAGCCAGGAUGGACAAUUUCACUCUAAUGGAGUCAAUGUGGAUGGGCCUUAUGAAGACUUAAUGAGAGACAAAGGAGGGUUGGAAGUCUCAAGAAUGACUAAUUUUGGAACUCUGAAGCAGGGAGAAUCUAAAAGGAUGAUCAUUUGGAUAGAGAAUAAAGGGUGUGCACCACAGCCCUUAAUCAGCUGCAGAUUAGCCGGAUGGAUGAAACACAAGCAAUUCAGUUUUCAGAUGCCUCAAAAAUGCCAGACCAGUCCAGAAGCAUAUCUGUCAUCUUUUCCAAUACAUCAAGAAAACCUUUCAAAAGCUGCAGUUAAUUCCUAUAACAGUGGAGGAACAACAUAUGAGUCAUUGCAUAAUACAUCCAUUAUGAAGAAUGGGGUCAUUCCAGAAGGAAUUAAUUCUGAGGAUACAAAUCUAUCAAGGACAGAAGAAAACUUCUCCUUGGCGAAAGAUGAAAAUCUACAUAAUGUAGAAAAGGAGCAAAGAGAAGAUGUGGAACAGCCAAUAGGGCAUGUCAAUAUUACUGGAGAAAUUGUCAUACCGCCAGGUGGAAGAACAUUCAUAGUGGUCAUAUGCACAGCUGUAAAUCCCGGGUACAGUAGAGAACUCCUGUUGCUUGGUUUUUCUGAUUUUACUGUGGGACGUUAUAUUGAAGCCACUGUAACAAGUGAAGAAGAAUUACUACUAGCACCUGUGGAACCAUUUUCUCCAAGAAUGCCUAAAAUUAAUCCAGAACCUCAGCCAAGGAUGACGACGGUGGUUGUCCCUAAAUACAGAAGAAAUCACAGAAAGCAUUUGCCAAGCUUUCUCCCACAUUAUACUGUACCAGAUGAUUUAAGAAGAUGUGUGGAGCAGAAGUUAGACAUACUGACUUUUCAGCCUCUCUUAGCAGAGCAACUUAAUCUAGAUAAUUAUAAAGCAAAGUUUUCUACUCUCUUGUGGCUUGAAGAGAUCCAUGAAGAAAUGGAGAUAAAAGACUUUAACAUGAGUGGGGUUACUUUGAAAAGAAGUGGGAACUUUUUAGUGUUGGAAGUGCCAGGAGUGGAAGAGGGCAGACCUCGUCUCGUUGCAGGUGAUAAGGUGAUACUGAAAAGUCAGGUCUACUCUGAACAUAUCAUAGAAUACAUUGCCUAUAUUACUGAGAUAUGUAAUGAAGAUGUUACUCUUAAAUUUAAUGCAGAUUUUGAACAGUCUUACAACUCAGAACCCAUGGAUGUAGAGUUUGUUCAUUGCAGGAUUACUAGCAGGCGAUGCCAGUUGGCAGUUGAGCAAGCUAUCUACCUGGGUGAAAAAGUGUUAUUUCCAGAAAGACUUGUCUUGCAAUCACCACAAGCUGUCAAGACCCAGAAUACUGUUAAGUAUUGUGUUGUUGAUGAUGGCGUUGAACAAUGUUCCCAGCAGGAAAGUAAGGUGAAAAAACUGCAGAACAAACAGUCAAAAUUUGGCGAAAGUGGAACACUUAAACGGAGAGCUGGUGAAUUUUUCAAUCCUAUGCUGAAUGAGCAACAGAAACUGGCAGUGAAAAGGAUACUAAGUGGUGAAUGCCGUCCAACACCCUAUGUUCUUUUUGGACCACCAGGAACUGGAAAAACAGUAACAGUAAUUGAAGCUAUUUUACAGAUACAUUACAUGCUACCAGAUAGUCGAAUUUUGGUUUGUGCGCCAUCAAAUGCUGCAACAGAUCUGAUUUGCUUGCGGCUGCAUCAGAGCGAUCUGUUAAAACCAGGAAGUAUGGUCCGAGUUAAUGCUAGCUUCAGGUCAGAAGAGCAAAUUAAUGACAUGGUGAAACCGUACUGCAAGGAUGGUGAUGAUAUUCAGAAGGCAUUAUGGUUCAGGAUAAUAAUUACCACAUGCAGCAGUGCAGGAAUGUUUUAUCAAGCAGAAAUACGGCUUGGACACUUCACUCAUGUGAUUCUGGAUGAGGCCGGACAAGCAACUGAACCCGAGAGCCUGAUUCCUAUUGGGUUGAUAUCAGAAGCUAAUGGACAGAUAGUUCUUGUUGGAGAUCCAAAGCAGUUAGGGCCAGUAAUAAAAUCUAAAAUUGCACUGACUUUUGGAUUAAACAUGUCCUUUCUGGAAAGACUGACAUCAAGAGAGAUAUAUCAGAGGGAUAAGGAUGCUUUUGCUGCCUGUGGAGCAUAUAAUCCUUUGCUGAUCACAAAACUGACAAAGAACUACAGGUCACAUCGUGCAUUGCUUGCCUUGCCAUCAAAAUUGUUUUAUCAUAAGGAGCUAGAAGUUUGUGCAGACACUUCAGUAGUAAAUUCUUUGUUGCGUUGGGGGAAACUGCCCAGGAAGGGAUUUCCACUAAUUUUUCAUGGAAUAAGGGGCAGUGAAACACGUGAAAGUCACAAUCCUUCAUGGUUUAAUCCAACGGAAGCAGUUCAAGUAAUGCAGUACUGUUCUCACCUUGCUAAAAGUGAGUACACUGCAGUGCCAGUGACUGACAUUGGAGUGAUUACACCAUAUCGUAAACAGGUGGAAAAAAUUAGAUUUCUUCUCAGAAGUAUCGAUUUGGCAGACAUUAAAGUUGGCUCAGUAGAAGAGUUUCAAGGGCAGGAGUACACAGCUGUCAUCUUAUCAACAGUGCGAUCUCAUGAAGGCUUGUUUGGUGAUGACAAAUAUUGUAUGGGCUUUCUCUUUAACCCAAAGAGAUUUAAUGUAGCAGUUACUAGAGCAAAAGCUUUGCUCAUUGUCAUUGGAAAUCCUCAUGUUCUUGCAAAAGAUCCCUGUUUUUGUGCACUGUUGGAAUACAGUUUAAUGAAUGGAGUUUAUGUUGGUUGUGACCUGCCUCCGGAGCUGGAAUGCCUGCAGAAGUGA
Messenger RNA from Nestor notabilis (Kea), 3458 nucleotides. It is a transcript of the gene MOV10L1, whose product is annotated as Mov10 RISC complex RNA helicase like 1. Gene Ontology annotation, molecular function: helicase activity. The record is from RefSeq and is a predicted model, not a curated record. The annotation marks the transcript as partial. NCBI's taxonomy places the organism in Eukaryota, Metazoa, Chordata, Aves, Psittaciformes, Psittacidae. The transcript is spliced from 25 exons.